CCUGAAGGGACACGGAGAUUCGGACCUCACAGGCUAAGCAUCUGUGAUGCCCACUAUACUAUAUUCUGAGGCACCAUCAUGCUGCGGGGAUUGAUCCUCUUCAUUCUCUUCACUCAGGUUAUGGCUGGGAGAUGGGGGCAACUGUGUGAUGGCAAUCCCACAAACAGAGUGAGAGGGAAAGAUAGAUACGGCAGAGGAGAGUAUGGAGCACCCAGGGGUAGACGCACACACUUGGGAGUCGAUGUGAUUUGCAGUGACGGGUCGAUAGUUCAUGCCCCCUUUACCGGCAGGAUGGUGAGACAGCUGAAUCCCUUUGGUAACAACAAUGCGAUUGACAAUGGAGCGAUGCUGGAAGGAUCAGGUUACUGCGUCAAGAUGUUCCCCAUCACUGCACAGCGUUACACUGGGAGCGUUACGAAAGGGGAGGUGAUUGGGAGGCUGCUGAAUAUUCAAGACGUUUACCCCGGAAUGAUCUCUCACGUACACAUCCAGAUGUGCGAUACCUCCAUAAACCCCACACCCUACCUGUAA
Carcharodon carcharias (great white shark) is the source of this 531-nucleotide messenger RNA. RefSeq names its product leukocyte cell-derived chemotaxin-2-like. The transcript has 5 exons. Bases 79 to 531 code for a protein of 150 amino acids. NCBI's taxonomy places the organism in Eukaryota, Metazoa, Chordata, Chondrichthyes, Lamniformes, Lamnidae. The record is from RefSeq and is a predicted model, not a curated record.